ACCAUGCCCCAGAGUGUCCCGGGCGACUCUUGACUUUAUCACAGAUUUUUAACUGUCUUGGAGUUUCACAUAAAAGAAACUGCAGUAUAUCCUUAUGUCCUCCCCACCCCCCGGAACGUGUGUAGGUGUGUGCAUGCACACAUGUAGUAGCCAGAAAUUGACAUCAGGCUCUUUCCUCAGUCACUUCUUACUGUUGAGACAGGCUCGCCCACUUUCUUUGAACCUGGAACUUGCCAAUUCAGCAAAACUGUUUGGCCAGCAAACCUCAGGGAUGCUCUUGUCUCUACCUCCCUAGCACCGGGAUUACAGGCAUGUACCACCGCUUCUGGCUCUUAUUCGGGCGCUGGGGAUCUAAACUAGGUCCUCGUGCUUGCAUGGCAAGCACUUACCCAUGAAACCACCUUCCCUAGUCCAAUUUCUUUUUUUUUUUUUUACUCUGCGUGUUACAAAUAUCCAUCCUUUGUUCUUUUUCCUGAGGUCUAUAUGACUUCCUUUCAAUUGUUUUACGUUUUGAAAUACAUACAGAUUGUUAGUGAAGUCUCCUGUAUUCUUCGUCCAGUCUCCUCCUGCAGUUCCUCUUGUGUAGUUAUCAAUCUGGGAGGUGGUGCAGCCUCCAGAGGCCAUCCCUAAGGCAGUUCUUCCCUGAGGCAGCUUUGCUUGGUGUACGACGAGCUUUUUCUGCUCUGACUGUGGGGAUUCCCCUGCUCCUGAACAAGUCCUAAGGACUGUUCUGCCUUCUGUGGUUUCAUUCCUCUCGUCUCAGGAGGCAUUUCCAUCCUUCGUGUCCUGAGGGAUGGAAGGGACUUCCCCUCAGAUCUCCUUCCUCAGACCUCCGUUGUGCAGCUCGCUCCUCUCCAGUGCUCUUCCCUGGACGACUGGCUGCCUUGGUUUUCCUAAGCUCUCAUUCUGCCCCUGAGCUUGCGCUCUGGGGCUGGAGGCAACAGGAGCAGCGCCUGGGCUCAGCUUGGCUGCGUCCCCUCUCCGAGAGACCUUGGUUUCUGAUUCCUGCUUUCAGUAUCCUGAAACUGUUUGUCAUAUAUUUUGGCUGGUCUUCUAAUUCCCUAAGCCUUUCCUUCCUGAGUGCUGGGAUUACAGGCGUGUACAUCCGAUGCCAAGCUUAUGGUGCUUGGGAUAGAACUUCGAGCUUCGUGCACGCUAGGCAAGUUCUCUACCAACAAAGCCACAACCCCAGCCCCUGAAAUCCCUUGAUCAUAGAGUACCAAGUAUGUAAUCUUAUAAAACUCUGGCAAACAAUUUUCCAACCACAACACGGCCAACAUGCGAUGUUGCCAGUCUGCCUCUGUUAGUCACUUUAAUGACUGUGUAUGUGUGUGUGUGUGUGUGUGGAUCUCAUUGUGGGUUUAUUUUAUGCUAUGUUUUAUCCUGGGGUUAACAGGAAGGAAGGGGACAUGCAUGGGUUUAAAUUCUGAAAACAACCAUCUGCCCUGUCUGCUUAUUAAAAACCCACAAAUGGAGCUUGUUUUGAGCAGAGCCCUGUCGAAAGUGACUCAUGUUUUGUGUGCAAUAUGGACAUUUUUAUAUCUAUUUUCAGGAGUUCAACUCUGUUUCCCAUUGACCUGUCUUCUUACCGGACUGUAGGGCUUCUUGCGUUCUGCAUCUGAAGCUCCUGUGAAAGAUGGUGCAGCAAGCACUUUGAAACACUCUUCUCCUCUGGGUGCUGUGGACCAGGGGUGGUGGUGAGCACAGAAACGGGGCGCUGAGGUCACUGAAUGAUGGACAUGUCUUAGACACACCCUGGAAUCAUCACACUACUUAAGAUGGUUUUGAGGGGUUUAGUGGCUGCAUGUCCCUCUGCUCCUGAAUAUUCUUCAAUCUACUUUUAAAAGAAAAUGAAACCUGAGUCACCUGUGUGCUUGACUUAACUGCAGGAUGUCUCAGGGACCUAGGACGUGCUCCCUUCUCCUGGUCCUCCUUCUGAGCCAUGGAGGUGCCUAUCAGAGAGAGCCAAGCCCCAGGCAGGAUUUACAUCCAUUGUUGCAGAAAAUGGCGGAAGAAAUAAUAGAGGGAAGCUAUCUGAAUGCGUUACUGGAUCUCACACUAUUUGAAAGGUCCCAUGUCUGGACUGCAGACCUGUCCCACAGAGUCCUUGCCUAUCUGAACUCAAAGAAUGUGGCCUUCACCAUUCCCAGCCUGCAGGCAGUCAUGGAAGCACACCUGGAACAGUAUCUGUACCAGCCACAGAAGCUGCUGGAGGACCUGAGGGCUACUGAUAACCAGCAGUUCCACACCGCCAUGAAAUGCCUUCUGGAAGACAAAUGGGGCCACCUGGAUCUGGAGGACGUCGUCAUCAACUUGGGAGACAUUCGGGACGAGGCCCUUCAGAGCCCUGGUGUGAACCGCAGCCUCUUUCUCAUCACGUUGGAACGCUGUUUCCAGGUGCUGAAUGCCUUGGAGUGUGUGGAGGUCCUGGGCAGGGUGCUCAGAGGGUCCUCCGGCAGCUUCCUGCAGCCAGACAUUACAGAAAGGCUACCCCAGGACCUGCACGAGGAUGCCUUUAAGAACCUGUCCGCAGUGUUCAAAGACCUCUAUGACCAGACUUCAGCUCACACCCAGAGAGCUCUCUACUCAUGGAUGACAGGGAUCCUGAGGACACCCUUCAACGUCACUGAUGGCUCAGUUUCAUGGGUCAGUGCAGAAAAGUUAUGGAUUUUGGGCAGAUACAUGGUUCACCUAUCGUUUGAAGAAAUUAUGAACAUUAGCCCUAUAGAAAUUGGGUUGUUUAUCAGCUAUGACAACGCCACCAAGCAGUUGGACAUGGUGUAUGACAUCACCCCUGAACUGGCCCAGGCAUUUCUGGAGAGGAUCCGCUGUUCCAGCUUUGACGUGAGGAACAUCUCUACCAUCCACAGGUUGGGGCUGUUGGUUUGUUUCUAUGAUGGUUUGGAGCUGCUGGAUGCCACCCUGGCCCAAGUCCUUCUCCACCAGAUGCUCAAGUGCAGCCGCCUCCGGGGCUUCCAGGCUGGCGUCCAGAAGCUCAAGGCCAACCUCUUGGACAUUGCUACAGAGAACCAGACCCUCAACGAGACCCUAGGCUCUCUGUCAGAUGCAGUUGUAGGUCUGACCAGCAGUCAGCUGGAAUCCCUCUCCUCCGAUGCAGUGCACAGCGCCAUCUCUACCCUCAACCAGGUUACAGGCUGGGGCAGAAGCCAGAUUGUCAUCUUGUCUGCCAAAUAUUUGGCUCAGGAAAAGGUGCUGUCCUUCUACAACGUCUGCCAGAUGGGCGUGCUGCUGGCAGGGGUGGGUACGCAAGCCUUCUACAGCAUGGACCACAAGGAUCUCUGGCAGGUGCUGAGAAGCCCUCUUUCCCAGGAUAUGUCUGAUUUGUCACCUGUCCAGCAGCAAGGUGUCCUCGGCAAGCUGAUGGAAGCAGAAGAUGCUACUUCAGGCAUCGCGGAGGUACCAAGAGCUCUCUUUAAGGAGGUGUCUCUCUAUGAUUUAUGGAAAGAAUCUCGAUUCAAUGCUACAGUCCUGAAGGCAAAGGAGCUUCGUAGGAGCCAGGCCCUGUUCCUGUAUGAGUUUCUGGGAAAGACCACAGAAAGGCCAGAGGAGCUCCUGAGUGCCGGGCAGCUGGUGAAGGGCGUGCCGUGCUCGCACAUCGAUGCCAUGAGUGACCACCUCUUCCUGGCCCUCUUCCAGUAUUUUGACAACAACUUCUCCCUGCUUUCUCCAGAUCAGGUCAAUUGCUUGGCGUGGAAAUACUGGGAAGUUUCAAGGUCCUCCAUGCCACCAUUCCUCUUGGCCACCCUCCCCUCACGGUUCCUGUCUUCAAUUCCCCCCUCUCGCUGUGUGCGGUUUCUGAUCAGCCUGGGUAAGAGGCGCUUGGAGACUUUGGUUUUAGAUUCUGACAAAAGGAGUGUGGUCGUCAGGAAGGUGCAGCAGUGCUUGGAUGGUGUCAUUGCUGAUGAAUACACUGUGGACAUUGUGGGACACCUCCUGUGCCACUUGCCAGCCUCCUUCAUUGAGAGAGGGAUCUCCCCCAGAGCCUGGGCCGCUGCUCUGCAUGGUCUUAGAAGCUGUACAGCUCUCAGCUCUGAGCAGAAGGCUGCGGUGAGGGUCAGGCUCCUGGAGCAGUGGGGACCUCCUGAGAACUGGACAGCAGAGACAACCAAGGACUUGGCUCCUUUCUUAGCGUUUUUCUCAGGAGAUGAACUGCACACUGUUGCCACAAAGUUUCCUGAAAUCCUUCAGCAAACAGCUUCCAAGAUGGUUGGGGUGUUGCUUCCUAAAGAAUUUCUCUGGGCUGUCUUUGAGUCUGUUCAGAAUAGCAGUAACGAGAGCCCCAGCUUUGACCCCACCUUUGGUUGUCAUGGAGUUGUGACUCCCUCUUCAGAUGAUAUCUUCAAGUUGGCCGAAGCCAAUGCCUGCUGGGACCCCGAGGUUCUUCUCUGCAUGGAGGAGGACACUUUCAUCAGGAACGUGGAGCUGCUGGGGGCUGUGAAGGGUUUCAGCCGGGCUCAGCUGAUGGCCCUGAAGGAGAAGGCAAUUCAGGUUUGGGACUUGCCCUCCCGCUGGAAAGAACACCAUAUUGUCUCCCUGGGGCGCAUUGCUUUGGCUCUCAGCGAGAGUGAGUUGGAGCAGCUGGACCUUAGCUCCAUAGACACCGUGGCAUCCCUGGGCCAGCAGACAGAAUGGACACCAGGACAGGCUAAAUCCAUUCUGCAGGCAUUUCUUGAAGAUUCAGGCUAUGGGAUACAGGAUCUGAAGAGCUUCCAUUUGGUUGGGUUUGGUCCUACUCUAUGUGCUAUGGACCCCACUGAAAUACAACUUAUAAAGACCUCAGAAUUCAGGGCAGUGGUAGCCAGAAUUGGGACACUGUUCUGCAGUACCCCCGUCUUAGCUGGAUUUAAGAAGAAAGCAGAAGUUGUAUUUGGGAGACCCACUGAGUGGACCAGCUCCAUCUUGCAGGAGCUUGGGACCAUUGCAGCUGGGAUAACGAAGGCAGAGCUCCGAAUGCUCAACAAAGAACUGAUGACGUAUUUCCAGCCGUCAGCCAUAAGAUGCCUGCCUGGUGAGGUAUUCAAAGAGCUGUCCACGGAGCAGAUCGCUUCCCUGGGUCCUCAGAAUGCAGCCUCUGUAACCCACUCCCAGCGCCUGCAGCUCAGCUCGGCACAGCUGCAGAGCCUCCAGAGGGCACUAGAUGGCGCCAAGACUCACUCCUGGCAGACCGAUCCUCUGAGUUCCAGCCCUACCUGGCCAGCCUCCACUGGGUCCCCAACAGGAGAGCCUGCCUCCCAGGCGCUUUGGCUUGGCUGUACCCUGCUGCUUCUGACGGCCAAGUCCUGAUGCCGAGUGGCCUGUUGAGUGUUGCAAGAAGCUGGUGAAGGUGUGCAGAGUCAGAAGCUGCUUUCAGACGGGGGAGACCUUUACCUGAGGAGCCUUAUCGAGGGCAGGGAGAUCACGGGGCCUUGGAAAAAAUAAUUAUUAAAAACCAUCUUGCAUUCUUAA
This is a messenger RNA of Mus musculus (house mouse), 5466 nucleotides long. It is a transcript of the gene Otoa, whose product is annotated as otoancorin. NCBI's taxonomy places the organism in Eukaryota, Metazoa, Chordata, Mammalia, Rodentia, Muridae. Gene Ontology annotation, cellular component: apical plasma membrane. The transcript is spliced from 29 exons. The record is from RefSeq and is a predicted model, not a curated record. Bases 1891 to 5304 code for a protein of 1137 amino acids.